Molecule: messenger RNA, 1501 nt
Organism: Camellia sinensis
Lineage: Eukaryota; Viridiplantae; Streptophyta; Magnoliopsida; Ericales; Theaceae
Source: RefSeq, a predicted model, not a curated record
GGCAAUAACUACUAAUAUUUUGAUUUUGAAUUUCAAAUUUCGAUAACUUUUUAUUUAUUUAUUUUUUCUCUUUAUAUAUUCAACUGAUUGAUUUUCUUAAUACACGAAUCUGUUGUGCACACCAUCCUAUAUACAUAUAAUAUACACACACGGUGCAAGCUUGAGACCUUUUCCAUUACGGUAAGCAGAGAAGAAUUUGUGUACCUUUCAGAUGUGAACUCAUACUAUAUCAUAAACAUGUACUAAAAGCCAGUUAUUUAGCAUACUUGGUCCUAUCACACAAACCCAGCCGGCCUCUAUACCUCAAUAAUAUAUGUGUCCAUGUCUACACAUAAUUAUAUAUACAAAGUUAUACAUGGCUUAGAGUUCCACAGAAUCCACCAUUUUAUUCACAAAGAUGGCUAAACGACUCAAACUUCGAUUCAGCUUUCCUUCAUUUCAAUUCUGUCGUUUGAAUUUGAAGCAACUUUCUUCUUUUCCAAAAUCUCCAUCUCCUGCAACAUAUCACCAGUUCUCUCCCUUCAACCCCAAAGCAUUCAACAUCGGUUAUCCCAACAUCCCGGAGCCACCACCUUCAACCCCUAACCACCCAUUUUUAUUCAAACGCCAUGUCUUAUCUUCACCCAAUACCGUCCCAGUUGAUUGUGGAUGCAACUCAAAAUCACCAAGAGAGAAACAACCCAAAACUCGCCGUAAAUUAUACACAUCUUCGGUUUCUAAUCUCUCCGCCAGCAAUACCUUGCCGGUCAGGCUUCCAAUCAAGAAGAAGAAAGAGAGAAACAAGAAGAUGAAGAACAAGAAAGCAAAAGCAAGUGUUUGUAUAAGCGCUUCCUCAGCAAAUAGCGGCUGGUUCAGCACCGACGGUAGCGAAUACAAUGAAGAGACUGAAAGCCUAGUUUCAUCUUCCAGAAGUUCCUAUUCCUCUUCCGACUUUGGUUGUCCAUUACAGAGUAUCAAUGAGCGACCCAUUAACGAAUAUAGAAGGAAGAACAAGAACAAGAAGAAGAAGAAUUUAAAGGUUCGGAGACUGAAACGUUACAAUUCGGAGAGUUGGAGAGGAGGUGAGAAGACGAAGAAAACGAUGUCGCCGGAAAGUGGGUCUCCGGCAAUGGCGUCAGUUUUCAGGCGGUUGAAGGAGAGCUUUACGGUGGUGAAGAGGUCGGAGAACCCACAUGAGGAUUUCAAAGGGUCGAUGUUGGAGAUGAUAUUGGAGAAACAUAUGUUUGAUGCUAAGGAUUUGGAACAGUUGUUGAUGUGUUUUCUGUCUCUUAACUCACCACACCAUCACGCCACCAUUGUUGAGGCCUUUGUGGAGGUUUGGGAAGUUUUGUUCUGUAAAACUCCUCCCAAGUCUCAACGUGUUUCUAUGGGUCAUUGAGGUCGAAGAAGAUGAUGGAAUAGAAUUUUUAAUUCCUUAUAAAUAAAUGGUAUAUUGUAUAUUGUUUUAUUAUUUGUCUGUGCUGGUUUUUGAGCUUCUGAGAAAGUUUUCAGUUUUUUAUCU